Molecule: messenger RNA, 1824 nt
Organism: Knipowitschia caucasica
Lineage: Eukaryota; Metazoa; Chordata; Actinopteri; Gobiiformes; Gobiidae
Source: the annotation of a GenBank genome assembly
AUGCAAGGACUUGUAUACUGUCAGCAAAGGACAAGCCAGGAUGUGUGGAAAAAUUCAUUGAUUGUUACAAAGGAAGAGGAGUCUACGCUUCUGAGCCAAUUGAAGCAGGUGCUUUUAUCCUGGAGUACAGGGAAACGUCAUUGGUGUAUUGAUGCUUCCAAAGAAGAUGGAUCCCUGGGAAGAUUGGUCAAUGACAACCACAAGUCACCAAACUGUGUCAUGAAAAAGAUAACCGUGAACAACAGGCCUCAUUUGUGUUUGUUUGCGGUGAAACAAAUUGAAACAGGGGAUGAAAUUGAAUACAACUAUGGAGACUCAAAAUGGCCCUGGCGGGGAAAGGUGGCAGUGGGUCCAGAUAUUGUAGCAGCAGUCCAGACUACCACGCCCUAUCCGGAUCAGACCUCCCAAGACUAUUCAAAGAGGGAUGGAGUUAAACAGGUGGCAGUGAGUCCAGAUCGAGUAGCAGCAGUCCAGACUACCACGCCCUAUCCGGAUCAUUCCACUUUGAAUUCUCUUGUGGCAGUGGGUCCAGAUAUUGUAGCAGCAGUCCAGACUACCACGCCCUAUCCGGAUCAGACCUCCCAAGACUAUUCAAAGAGGGAUGGAGUUAAACAGGUGGCAGUGAGUCCAGAUCGAGUAGCAGCAGUCCAGACUACCACGCCCUAUCCGGAUCAUUCCACUUUGAAUUCUCUUGUUUCAACUUCCCAAAACUUUUCCCUUGUCAAUUAUUCAGACAGUGAAAUUGAUGAGGAUUGUUUAAAAGAGCAACCUCUCACUAGAGGAGUUGCCCUUAAGAACUCUUCAAUUGAAAAUGUUCUGAGAUUACCAGAUUACUGUGAACCCAUCCCUGAUUCCGAUGAGUCUGUUGUGUAUGAAAGCGAUCAUUUUUCAAACUACUCAAUUUUGCCAUCUGACCAGCAAGCUGUCCCAAAGCUGAAAAGGACAAAAAGCAUUAUAAUGAAAAGUAGAGUACCAGAAUUUUCUGACUCCCUUUAUGAUUCAAGUGAUGAAUGUCCAGCGGAAUCACUUGCUUCUAGGCCUUCUCGUAGGCCAAAGAGAGUCGCAUUCUGCCCUGCUAUAGUAGAAUCAGAUGACUCAUAUGCAGGUAGCGAAGAUGACUACAUUCCAGACAAAAAGGAUGAAAAGGCUACUCUUCAGAUAGCCAAGAUGAGCAAAGUGCUCCUGGCUAUGGAACAGGGUCGUCUCGGAGACUUCCAAGGGAAAAGUCUGGAUGAGAUCAACAUCUCAGUGAAUGAGACCAUUUGCAUGAAGGAGGUUCCAGAAGAGGACAUGGAUGUUGCCAGUAUGCCAGAGGAGCAGGGGUCAGAGCUCGACUCAGGAGAUGAACCUACUUCAACAUCUUACUUGCGUAGUCCAAAGCGGGGGAAAAGACCAAAGAAGAGAGAGACAGUUUGCAUGAAGGAGGUUCCAAAAGAGGACAUGGAUGUUGCCAGUAUGCCAGAGGAGCAGGGGUCAGAGCUCGACUCAGGAGAUGAACCUACUUCAACAUCUUACUUACGUAGUCCAAAGCGGGGGAAAAGACCAAAGAAGAGAGGUAAAGUGGAGCCAGUAAAAAGGACCUGGACACAAGAGGAGUGUGCUGCAGUGGAGAGGCAUCUGAAGAAAUUCAUCGUUUUAAUGAAGGUUCCAAAGAAGAUGGACUGUCAGCAAUGCAUUAUAGCAGAACCACAAGCAUUAGCAAACAGAGACUGGAAAGCGCUGGAAAGGUGUGGAAGCAAUCUUUCUCCCUCACUUUUGGGUUCUGGACCAGCUGUUGGAAGCAUCUACAUUUGCUGUUUGCUUGCUUUUAACAGGAUUGACUGA